This is a messenger RNA of Coregonus sp. 'balchen', 6735 nucleotides long. Lineage: Eukaryota; Metazoa; Chordata; Actinopteri; Salmoniformes; Salmonidae. The record is from the annotation of a GenBank genome assembly.
CGCUUGCGCUUGUCAACCCCAGCUCUUUCUCUUCCGGGUCGAAAAAUUAGCACACCACCGAUGCAUUUGAAGUUGUAGCAAUCGGGCCUAAUUUGCUAGCUACAUAUUUGAAGAACAAUUUUCACGUUUAAAAAAAUUCCACAGUAUUGUUCUCUAACCAUACGAUACAGGUAAGGCAUCUACUCGAAUCACUGCAAACAAAACAGCUGUUUGCCGGAGUUUUGAAUAACUGGCUAAGUUAGUACCUAGCUACUGAUGCUAUAGGUGCAUGUGCCGCAUGUAUGAGCUAACGGGUUAGCUGGGUGGCUAGCUAGCUAAAUUAUCAGUUUUGUGUGUGAAUAAAUGUGGAUGCGUUGACGUCUAACGUUAUAGAUCAGACUGAAGACAUAGAUCCAUGUUGACAGUUGUUUAGUCUUGGAAGUGUAUAUGGCACAGUGUUAUUAACACCCGCUCUAGCCAGCUACAGUAGCUAGCAAACGGUAAGUAAGGUGAUGACGUAGAGUGAGUGUAAAAGGAUAACUACAUGACUGAGAAAUGACUGACAUUUUGUUCCGUUAUUGCAAUCUAGCGGCACCAGAUCACUUCUACUUGCCCCCCCCCCCCCCCCCCCCCAAAAAAAAAACCCUCCCUUCAAUUGUUCCAAUACUGUUACCAAGAAUGAUUGACAAAAGAUAACUACCUCUGUAUAUCAUGAGAAUCUAUUCCAUCUAAUUCGUGAUGUGACUAUCCAACCAAAUGUACAUCCCAUUUACCAUUUACCUCUUUUUAACCUAAUGACCUCUCAUUCAAUUGCUCUCUAGAGUUUAAUCCGACUGUUUAAAACCCAUUGUAAGUAUAUGGAAUAGCAUAUCUCAACAUAUCAAAUGUCUCUGGUUUCAUUAUAUUGGCCUCUGUCCUAUUGUCUCCCUAACCCUCCCAGCGAUGCCGAACCUUAGCUGUAGGUUCUACCAGCACCGGUUCCCUGAGGUGGAGGAUGUGGUGAUGGUGAACGUGCGCUCCAUCGCCGAGAUGGGCGCCUACGUCAGCCUGCUGGAGUACAACAACAUUGAAGGCAUGAUCCUGCUGAGCGAGUUGUCGCGCCGACGUAUCCGCUCCAUCAACAAGCUCAUUAGGAUCGGACGUAAUGAGUGCGUGGUGGUCAUCCGAGUGGACAAAGAGAAGGGUGAGGCGGGAUUUGAGUGUGUCCAGUCGGUAAAAUCAAGAUUGUGUGUGUGUAUGCGUGUUGGUCAUCUGAGUGGACAAAGAGAAGGGUGAGUGUGUCCGGUCAAGAAAUGUAGACCGGGUGUGUGUGUGUACACAUUGUGUUAUAGGUAAACAAAUAAUUAUAUUGUCAACUCUUUGCAGGGUACAUUGAUUUAUCAAAGAGAAGAGUUUCGCCAGAGGAUGCUAUCAAAUGUGAAGACAAAUUCACCAAAUCUAAAACCGUAAGUCAGGUUCACCGUCAACACUCAGCCACGUGCCGGAGGAUGCUGUAAUAUACAAAACUCUAUUUAUCAUUCCGUUCCACCGAUGUCAUAAACUCUCAGACAUUUGUGUAACCUGGUCCCAGAUCUGUUUGUGCUGUACAGCCUACUACUGUCGUCGUUGGGAUGAAAAUGACCAUAGUAGUCCGUAAGAAAGCACAAACAGGGCCGUAUUCAUAAAGCAUCUUAGAGUGGGAGUGCUGAUUUAGGAUCAGUUUAGCCUUUUAAAUCAUAAUGAAUAUGAUUACAUGAACAGGGGGCACCUGAUCCUAGAUCAGCACUCCUACUCUGAGAAACUUUAUGAAUACGGCUCAGAUCUUGGACCAGGCUAACAUUUGUGAGUCUUCCCUCUUGACCAGAGGUGAUAUCGAGGUAUAAAUGUUUUUAUGGUGUGGCGUCCGUGGCAGGUGUACAGUAUCCUUCGACACGUGGCUGAGGUGCUGCAGUACACUAAGGACGAGCAGCUGGAGAGCCUGUUCACGCGCACCGCCUGGGUGUUUGAUGAGAAGUACAAGCGUCCGGGAUACGGCGCCUACGACGUCUUCAAACAGGCUGUAUCGUGAGUAUCGGGACUCUUCUUCUAUACAUUGAAUAUACAUAUACCCUUUUCAUAUGGCUGAGCCAAACCGAGCUGAGCCAAGCUGUACUAGGCUGGCUUGGUUACGCAUUCUCCAUAGUUGCUUGAACCAUGAUGGAAAGGACAAUGUGAAAAUAAUAUAUCCGAGCCAGCACAGUGUGGCUGAACUACCCUAUAGUGUGAAUGUUUACAAUGAGACUAAGACCUUCAUGUAGUUCUGUCCUUGAGCUGUCCUAGUCUAUUAUUGUUCUGUAUUAUGUCAUGUUUUGUGUGGAUCCCAGGAAGAGCAGCUUCUGCGACAGCUAAUGGGGAUCCUAAUAAAAUACCAUCUGUCAUUCUUAGUAAGAGAUGGAAGCAGAUAUUGUAGGCGGGUGUGAAAUGGGUUGUAGUGUAGUGUUUGCCUCCAAUCUCCUCAUAUCAUUUAGUCAGAUAUCCAUGCUCAAAAUGUUUAAUUUUUCCCAGUGACCCUGCCAUACUGGAUGGGCUGGACCUGACAGAGGAGGAGAGGGCCGUGCUCAUUGACAACAUCAACAGGCGACUCACUCCACAGGCUGUCAAAAUCCGAGCAGGUCAGACAGAGACCACAGCACACUCAACAUUAACAGUGCAAUCAAGAUUUACUACACAUGUUAGAGAAGAUCAAUGGGGGGGAAAAGAUCCAUAAAUGGCAGGGAUAUUCUUUUUAAAGUAAAGAAGGAGGCCUGUACACUGCAAAGAUGAUACUUAAGUGACGUUUAUACAAAUAUUAAGAGGCGAAAUCCGAUUAGCAUAUUAGGUUACAGCAGGAUUUAUACUACAACGUGUUUCGACCAAACAGGUCUUCUUCGGGGGAUGGUCAUUUGCUAAUUUUUAAUUUUUUUACAUUUUAGAGGCAUUUCAUUUUGGCAGUUUUAAAGAUAAUUUCCUUCAAUUCUACACAUUUUGCUGUGCAGCUGAGAGAACAUGUUGCAGAUUUACUGCAAUUCUAUGCAUUUUGCCAUGGCUAAAGCUGUGUUCUUUUGCUCAAACAUAAUAGCAAAAUCUAUACUGCUAAAUUCAUUGUUUUAGGAUUAUAAUUUAUUUAGAAACAUUUUUCCCACACUGUUUGGACUUAGGCGACCCGGAAAAACGAUUAGGCGGCCCGCCCAAGGAUUUCAAUGGCAGAAAAAUACUUGGCUACCUGAUGAAGUCUUGUUGGGUCAAUAUUUUCAUAUUUGAUAUGUGUAGUUAAACAAAUGUGUGUAGUGGAACAAUUAUGUGCCUACACAAAUAUGUAAAGUAGAGACAUAUGCUACAUUAUGUUCAUUGAUUCGUUUGCCAGAGUGGCAUGUUGAUGACUAUUGAACUCCUCUGAAGUUUUCAAAUUAGAAACAUGGCGACUUUACCCUUUAUUGUCUUUAAACAAUCAAUUUUACUAUCGUCCUUGCAGACAUUGAGGUGGCAUGCUACGGGUAUGAGGGCAUCGACGCUGUGAAAGACGCACUGAGGGCGGGGCUUAGCUGCUCGACAGAGGCCAUGCCCAUCAAGGUAGGUUGCAUCGAGGAACUCUCAUACUCUAUAAGUAUUAUCUAUUUAAUGAUAUUUCUAUAUCUGUUUAAUUUGUCAUUCUUUUUCUAUGGUCAACCCCAACUUUCUCGAAGGUGUUAUAUGACUGCUCGAGUGCGUUCUCUUCCUAGAUUAAUCUGAUAGCACCGCCACGCUACGUUAUGACCACAACCACUCUGGAGCGCACCGAGGGCCUGUCGGUUCUCAACCAGGCCAUGGCAGCCAUCAAGGAGAGGAUCGAGGAGAAGAGGGGCGUCUUCAACAUCCAGAUGGAGGUGAGGCUGAAGAUAUGCCUUCAGAAAGUAUUCAUACUCCUUGACUUAUUCCACAUUUUGUUGUUACAGCCUGAAUUCGAAAUUGAUUAAAUAGGCUCAUCUAUACACAAUGCCCCAUAAUGACAAAGUGAAAAUGUUUUUUGAAAUAUUAGCACAUAUAUUGAAAAUGAAAUAGAGAAAGUAUUCACACCCCUGAGGCAAUACAUGUUAGAAUCACCUUUGGCAACGAUUACCGCUGUGAGUCUUUCUGGGUAAGUCUAAGAGCUUUGCACACCUGGAUUGUACAAUAUUUGCACAUUAUUUAUUUUUUUAAAUUCUUCAAGCUCUGUCGUUGGUGGUUUUCAAGUCUUGUCAUAGAUUUUAUGUCAAAACUGUUAAUUGGCCACUCAGGAAAAUUCAAUGUCGUCUUGAUAAGCAACUCCAGUGUAUAUUUGGCCUUGUGUUUUAGGUUAUUGUCCUGCUGAAAGGUGAAUUUGUCUCCCAGUGUCUGUUGGAAAGCAGUCUGAACCAGGUUUUCCUCUAUGAUAUUUCCUGUACUUGGCUCUAUUCCAUUUAUUUUUAUCCCAAAAAAACUCCCUAGUCCUUGCCGAUGACAAGCAUACAUGAUGCAGCCACCACCAUGCUUGAAGAUCUGAAGAGUGGUACUCAGUGAUGUGUUGUUGGAUUAGCCCCAAACAUAACGCUUUAUAUUGAAGUUAAUUUCUUUGCCACAUUUUAUGCAGUUUUACUUUAGUGCCUUAUUGCAAACAGAAUUCAUAUAUUGGAAUACUUUUUAUUUUGUACAGGCUUCCUUGUUUUCACUCUGUCAUUUAGGUUAGUAUUGUGUAGUAACUACAAUGUUGUGGUUCCAUCCUCAGUUUUCUCCAAUCACUGCCAUUAAACUCUGUAACUGUUUUAGUCACCAUUGGCCUCAUGGUGAAAUCCCUGAGCGGUUUCCUUCCUCUCCGGCAACUGAGUUUGGAUGGAUGCCUGUAUCUUUGUAGUGAUACACCAUCCAAAGUGUAAUUAAUAACUUCACCAUGCUGAAAGGGAUAUUCAAUGUCUGCUUUUUAUGUUUACCCAUUUACCAAUAGCUGCCAUUCUUUGUGAGGUGUUGGAAAACUUCCCAGGUCUUUGUGGUUGAAUCUGUGUUUGAAAUUCACUGCUCGACUGAGGAGCCUUACAGAUAAUUGUAUGUGUGGGGUACAGAGAUGAGGUAGUCAUUCAAAAAUAAUGUUAAACACUAUUAUUGCACACAGAGUGAGUCCAUGCAACUUAUUAUGUGACUUGUUAAGCAAGUUUUUACUCCUGAACUUAUUUAGGCUUGCCAUGACAAAGUGGUUUAAUACUUAUUGACUCAAUAUAUUUCAGCUUUUCAUUUCUAAUUAAUUUGUAAACAUAACAAUUUCGUGAUAUCCAAUUAGUAGUUACAGUCUUGUCCCAUCUCUGCAACUCCCAUACGGACUCGGGAGAGGCGAAGGUCGAGAGCCAUGCGUCCUCCGAAACCCGACCCUGCCAAGCUGCACUGCUUCUUUACACACUGCUUACUUAACCCGUAAGCACCAAUGUGUCGGAGGAAACACCGUACAGCCCGGCCCGCCACAAGGAGUCGCUAGAGCACGAUGGGACAAGGACAUCCCGGCCAGCCAAACUCUCCCCUAUCCCGGACGACGCUGAGCCAAUUGUGCGCCGUCUCCUGGUUGCGGCCAGCUGUGACACAGCCUGGGAUUGAACCCGGGUCUGUAGUGACGCCUCUAGCACUGUGAUGCAGUGCCUUGGACCGCUGAGCCACUCGGGAGGCCCAUUUGUAAACAUGUCUAAAAACAUAAUUCUACUUUGACAUUAUGGGGUAUUGUGUGUAGGCCAAUGCCAAAAAGUCUAAAUUUAAUCCAUUUGAAAUUCAGGCUGUAACACAACAAAAUGUAGAAAAGGUCAAGGUGUGUGAAUACUUUCUGAAGCCACUAUAGAUACAGUACAUGGUUGGGUGAGAAAAUGAUGGAGAGCUGGGUGGUCUCAGUUUGCCAGUAGUUUGAGGAAAUACCAAAGUACUAAGCGAAAGUGGCGGAAGGUGGUUUCUCUCUUCGUGGCCUUUGACGCCACUUCUCAUGAGGUGCAUGUGUCAUGUCCAACUAUGUCAUUAAUGAGAAGAAGCUCAAUAUACAAAGAAACAUGUUUAUCAUACAAAAGAGCCCAAAGUCCGAUUGAUGUUUCAAAUGUUUACUCAGCGAAUAUGUACCAGCUGAAUACAUGCAUUCAAUACAGUGCAGUUUCCCUUUAUGCCCUUAGAUGUACUUAAGUACUUUUCCAUUUUCAUCACCCAGGAUUUCUCCAUGUGUAUCUUACCAAUCAGGAGAGGCCUUGAGUAAUUGGGAGUGCACAUUCCUGCAGGCCACUAAAUAAUUACACUUAUCAUACACAAAGAGCUUGAACCUAACAAUGCUUUAAGAGGAUAUAAAACAGUAAUACAAAGCAGUCAUUUACAAUCUAUUAGUAAAUAACAACUUGUGCCGUCUUCUCUUACUAGCACCGAUUUUGCAGUUAGCGGCUAUUUAAAGUUUUACUUUCAAUAAUAUAUUGAUGUUUUACCUACUUUUUACUAUUAUUAUAAUAAUUAUUAUUAGGUGGGUGCUUAUAUUUGUCCUAUUUCACACGUGAAUUUGAUAUUUUUUUUGGUGCAUAUCCCACUCCCCGAGUGAAUUCAUUGAUUAUGUGCACUGAUUUAUAAGUCUGUCUGGAUAAGAGCAUCUGCUAAAUAACUAAAUGCGGUGUAAUGUUCUUGUUAUUCCCCCCCCAGGCGAAGGUGGUGACCGAUACGGACGAGACAGAGCUGGCCCGUCAGCUAGAGAGGCUAGAGCGGGAGAACGCAGAGGUGGACGGCGACGACGAGGAUGGUGAAAUGGAGGCUAAAGCAGAGGAC